Cannabis sativa is the source of this 498-nucleotide messenger RNA. RefSeq lists its product as uncharacterized. Lineage: Eukaryota; Viridiplantae; Streptophyta; Magnoliopsida; Rosales; Cannabaceae. The transcript has 3 exons. The coding region runs from base 1 to 498 and encodes 165 amino acids. The record is from RefSeq and is a predicted model, not a curated record.
AUGAAGGAGUUCCUUGAUAGAGCUAACAACUUUAUCAAGUUAGAGGAAGCUGUUCGACAAGCCCAGACAAGGGGUGUGUGGAGUUCAAUAAAUGUCCCGAAGCAUAGGUUUAUCUUGUGGCAAGUUGUUAAUGAUCAGCUGCUAACAAGGAACAAAAUGCUGCAAUUUCGGGUCUUGCUGGACAAUGUAGAGUGCCCGGUUUGUGCUGAAGUUGCUGAAUCAAUUCAGCAUCUUUUCUUUGAGUGUAAUCUCUCCUACAAGGUUGCAGAUCAGGUGCAAAAUUGGCUGGGAGUUGGGGGCUGGCCAAAGGAGUUUCAGGCUUGGAAAAACAGGUUGGUGAUCAGCAACAAAAACAAGAAUAGCAGAAUUUGUACUGCUGUCAUGGCAGCCAUGGUAUACAGGCUGUGGUUGAACAGAAACAACUGUGUUUUUAAUGGUUUCUCGAGCACAAUUACAUCUAUUCUGGUUUUGCUUCCUUCAGCUGAGUUUUGUUUGUAA